AUGGCGGCAGCUGCAAGCGGAGCCGUCCCUGGCCGCAGGGCAGAAGCCGGCACUGCACAUAGCCUUGGUCAUACCGGGCACAUUGGGGGCCCCUUCACACCCACUAAGGGGGCCCCCUUCAUUCAGCGGCGCCUCGAGGUCUUCGAGAGGCUGAUGGCUAAGCAACAAGAAGAAUUAAAAGCUCAUCCACGCUCCCCGAUCUCCGUCGAGCUGCCAGACGGCAGCAAAAAGGAAGGUCUUGCCUGGGAGACGACCCCGCUAGACAUCGCCUCCAGUAUUUCCAAAGGGCUAGCCAACGCCUCUAUCAUUGCCAAAGUGGCAUACGCACCGGAAGUCUCUGACACCUCUGCCCAUUUGGCAGCGGCCGAUGACGAAGCAGAUGAAGAGGCUGCAGAAGGAGCUGCCUGUUGCUGCGCACAGGAAGACUCCGCAGAGUCGUGGCAGCUGUGGGAUGUCACGAGGCCUCUGGAAGGCAGCUGCAAGCUGCAGCUUCUGAAGUUUGACUCCCCUGAAGCGCAGCACGUCUUCUGGCAUUCAAGUGCUCACAUUCUUGGUGAGGCGUUAGAGACGGAGUUUGGUGCCUUGCUGACAGUUGGACCUGCACUGCGUCCUGGAUUUUACUAUGACUGCUACAUGGGCACGCACAGCCUCAGCGAGUCUCAUCACGAUCCGCUCACGGCUGCGGCUCAGCGUAUUGUGGCGGAGAAUCAGCCGUUUCAGCGCCUCGUCUGCAGCAAGGAGGAAGCGCUCGAGCUCUUCCAGGAGAACCCCUUCAAGGUGUCGCUGAUCACGAGCAAAGUGCCGGAAGGGGGUCGCACAACAGUGUACAGGUGCGGGUCGCUUGUGGAUAUCUGUCGGGGGCCCCAUCUGCCUUCUACCGGGCUGUGCAAGGCCUUUGUGAUCAACAAGCACAGCGCAGCGUACUGGCUCGGCAACAGCGGCAACGACAGCCUGCAGCGCGUGUACGGGGUCUCUUUUCCCGACAAGAAGCAGUUGAAGGAGUACCUCGAGCUGCUGGAGGAGGCGAAGAAGCGCGAUCACCGCCUUCUGGGGCAGAACUUGUCCUUGUUCUUCUUCGACACAAACGUCUCUCCGGGCUCGUGCUUCUGGCUGCCGGAGGGCGCGAAGGUGUACAACAAGUUGGUUGAAUUCAUCAGGCAGGAGUACCGCAUCCGGGGUUUCAAGGAGGUCAUCACGCCGAAUAUUUUCUCGUGCGACUUGUGGAAGACCAGCGGGCACUACGAGAAUUACAAAGACAACAUGUUUCUGAUGACAAUUGAGGGAAAGGAGUGGGGCCUUAAGCCCAUGAACUGCCCAGGGCACUGCGUCAUGUUCAAACACCUGGCGCCGUCGUACAGACAGCUGCCCCUUCGGCUCGCAGACUUUGGCGUGCUCCACAGGAACGAGGUUUCCGGCUCCCUCUCGGGACUGACGCGCGUGCGGCGCUUCCAGCAGGACGACGCGCACAUCUUCUGCAGGAUGGAUCAGAUCGAGGCGGAAGUCGUUUCCGCCCUGGACUUCCUUUUCUACGUGUACGAGCGAUUCGGCUUCUCCUUCUCCCUCUUUCUCUCCACUCGCCCCAAGAAAGCCAUGGGCAGCGUCGAGGCUUGGAAGCAGGCGGAAGACGCGCUGCAGAAAGCGCUGGAGUCGCUCAACCGUCCCUGGCAGCUCAAUCCGGGAGACGGUGCCUUCUACGGCCCGAAGAUCGACAUCCAGCUCUGGGAUGCGCUCAAGAGGCCCCACCAAUGCGGCACCAUCCAGCUGGACUUCCAGCUUCCCAUCCGAUUCAACUUGCAGUACAAGACGCAGGAAGAAACCGCAGCAGCUGCGGCGAGCCACAAGAAGCAACACGCCGAAGCGGAAGCAGACCAGCAGCCGAACGGAAUGCAGCACACCCCACACGAGCAAUCGCCAGAGGGGGCGCUCAAGCCUGGCAUGGCGAGGCCUGUCAUCGUCCACAGAGCCAUCCUUGGCUCCAUUGAACGAAUGUGUGCGGUGCUCUUGGAGCACUCGGGAGGCAAGCUGCCCUUUUGGCUGUCUCCCCGGCAGUGCAUCGUUCUCCCUAUCUCGGAUAAAGUCAACGCCUAUGCGGAAAAGGUGCUUCAGGCGCUUCAGCUCCAAGGGUACGAGGCGGGCAUAGACAUGAGCAACAACACGAUUAACAAGAAGAUUCGCGAGGCGCAGCUGCAGCAGUGGAAUCUGCUGUUGGUGGUCGGAGAGGCGGAAGCCAAGGCAAAGACGAUUACAGUCAGAGACAGGGCAGAUGCGACACAGCAGGAGUGCCUCUCGAUGCCGCAGCUGCUAGAGAAGCUUGCUGCUCUAGCAAUGCCCAGAUCACAACCGCAGCUCAACCUGGACGAAUGGAAACAGGCGGACGCGUAA
Molecule: messenger RNA, 2382 nt
Organism: Cyclospora cayetanensis
Lineage: Eukaryota; Apicomplexa; Conoidasida; Eucoccidiorida; Eimeriidae
Product: threonine--tRNA ligase, mitochondrial 1
Exons: 7
Coding region: 1-2382 (793 amino acids)
Biological process (GO): threonyl-tRNA aminoacylation
Cellular component (GO): cytoplasm; mitochondrion
Molecular function (GO): ATP binding; threonine-tRNA ligase activity
Source: RefSeq, a predicted model, not a curated record